AUUCGUACCCCCCGCAGCUUGGAUAUUGAGCCACAACUGCUGGGCACUGGUGGCGCAGUUCCUGGAUCCGCCGGGACUCCCGAAAACUGCCUCAAACAGCAGCACGGGGUGGUGCGAAUCCGACCGCGUGCGAAUGUCGAGCCCUUCUUCGUUUUCUGCGAUCAGAAAGUGAGGAACGGCGGUUGGACCAUGGUGGUAAAUCGCUAUGACGGCAGCGAGGACUUCAAUCGCAAGUGGGCCGACUAUCAAAUAGGCUUCGGCCCUCUGACCACCGAGUUCUUUAUCGGAUUGGACAAGCUACAUCAGAUAACCAGUAGCGAUAACUACGAGCUGCUGGUGCAGCUGCAGAACAGGAAACAGGAACUGCGCUAUGCCGUCUACGAUCACUUCAGCAUCGGCAGUGAGUCGGAGCAGUAUCGCCUGAAUGUCCUGGGAAAAUACCAGGGCGAUGCCGCCGAUGCACUGCGUCAGCACACGGGCAAGAAGUUCAGCACCCACGAUCGGGAUAAUGACGAAAGCGAGGCGAAUUGUGCGGCCCAGCAGUCGGGGGCCUUUUGGUAUGGCAGUUCCUGCAAUCUCAGCAACCCCUUUGGACUCUAUCAACGCCUCCUAGAGCGAGAUGUCGAUGGCUUCAAAGGCAUCUUGUGGCGCGGUUUCCUCGACGGACCCAAAGGCUCUCUGAAAAUUGUUCGCAUGCUGGUUCGUCCGCGGGCUGUUUCAUAAAUAGGUAUUCAGUAUAUUUCACCAGUCACACUUUAACAACAAAAAAACACCCAACAGGUUAAAAAAAAAUAAACAAAAAUUAGAAAUAAACAUAAAAUAAAUUCGAUUUAGACUUC
Molecule: messenger RNA, 839 nt
Organism: Drosophila takahashii
Lineage: Eukaryota; Metazoa; Arthropoda; Insecta; Diptera; Drosophilidae
Product: fibrinogen-like protein A
Source: RefSeq, a predicted model, not a curated record